AUGGCCCUCACGCAAACCCCCGUCCCCGUCGACAUCUUCCCCGACGGCCUCAAAACCACCGGCCAGCACCCCCCUCUCUACAACGAACUGCGUCCCUUUGACAAGUUCCCCAAGCACAUCACCGGUCCGACCGUCUGGAAGGCCGAGGAGUAUCGCGAUGCCCCGGAGAAGUGGACGCAUCGGUUCUCGGCGGACGAGAUCGAGGAGUUGAGCACCGCUGCCGACAACUUUCUCCAGAACAAGAUCCCUCUGACGGGGAUCACCAAGAACAACUUCCCCCUCCCCAACCUCGCCGCCCGUCUCGCCGAACUGCGCGCCGACCUCCUCGACGGCAAGGGCUUCAUCCUGUUCAAGGGCUUCCCCGUCCAGCAAUGGGGCAACCACAAGUCCGCCGUCGCCUACAUGGGCCUGGGCACGUAUCUGGGGUACUUCGUCUCGCAGAACAGUCGCGGCCAUGUGCUCGGCCACGUCAAGGAUCUCGGCGAGGACUCGACCAAGAUUGACUCGGUGCGCAUCUACCGGACCAACGCUCGCCAAUUCUUCCACGCCGAUGACUCCGACAUCGUCGGCCUGCUCUGCAUCACCCGCGCCAUGGAGGGCGGCGAAUCCGACAUCGUCUCCUCGCACCACGUCUACAACACGCUCGCCGCCGAGCGCCCGGACGUGCUCAAGACCCUCACCGAGCCGAUCUGGUACUUCGACCGCAAGGGCGAGACCAGCCACGGCCAGGACGAGUACAUCCGCACCAGCGUCAUGUACCUCGAGCGCGGCGCCGGCCCCGACGCCCGCGUCUACACCAAGUGGGAUCCGUACUAUGUGCGCUCGCUGACCCGCUUCUCCGACGCCGGCAUCAUUCCGCCGCUGUCGCCCGCCCAGCUCGAGGCCCUCGACGUCCUCGAGGCCACCUGCAACCGCCUGGCGCUGCAUAUGAUCCUCGAGGUGGGCGAUAUCCAGUUCCUGGCCAACUCGCAUGUGCUGCAUGCCCGCACAGCGUACACGGAUUACCCGCCGCCGAUGCCGCGCCGGCAUCUGAUGCGGUUGUGGUUGGCGACGCCGGAGAGUGAGGGCGGUUGGAGAUUGCCGUUCUGGGACAGUAAUGAGAAGAAGAGAGGGGGGAUUCAGGUGGAUGAUCAGGCGCCUGUUGCGCCGUUGGAUGCUGAGUAG
Messenger RNA from Aspergillus terreus NIH2624, 1164 nucleotides. Its product is annotated as TauD/TfdA family dioxygenase. The record is from RefSeq and is a predicted model, not a curated record. The transcript has 3 exons. Gene Ontology annotation, molecular function: oxidoreductase activity. The coding region runs from base 1 to 1164 and encodes 387 amino acids. Lineage: Eukaryota; Fungi; Ascomycota; Eurotiomycetes; Eurotiales; Aspergillaceae.